Messenger RNA from Drosophila persimilis, 666 nucleotides. RefSeq lists its product as uncharacterized. The transcript is spliced from 5 exons. The coding region runs from base 1 to 666 and encodes 221 amino acids. NCBI's taxonomy places the organism in Eukaryota, Metazoa, Arthropoda, Insecta, Diptera, Drosophilidae. The record is from RefSeq and is a predicted model, not a curated record.
AUGAGCCAGAUACAAUUGCAACAGCAACAGCAGCAGCUACAUCGCCGUGGACACCGUCAUCAUCGUCGUCGCCAGCCCCCAGAGCCUUGCGAGUGUUUGCGUCCUGUGAUAAGGGUUUUUGGUCUGCUGACUUCAUUCGUUAUCUGCGGUGUGGGCGUCGAUGUCUAUAUGCAUGGCUUCCAGGCGGGACUCUAUAUACUUUUUUCAGCCCUGCUGGUAAUGUUCAUCGAGAUCAAGUGGCUGUUUACCCUAUUCCUGCAGCUCCAGUGCUCCGAGGAUAACUAUCAGAGGGGCUCGAGAGGGUCCUACAGUUGCUUGGGCUGCUGGCGGGUGUCGUCCGCCUUCUGCGGCGGCUGGCACCCCACUCCCAUCUAUGCGAUUAUUGGCAUCUGCCUGAUACUCUAUCCCCAUAAUCUGUGGCUCAGCUAUGUGGCUGGCAUGUUCCUGCUGCUCCUCGGCCUGCUUCGACUCUGCACUCUGAUGAGAUUCAUUCCCGCCAAGGACGAAGGCCUCCUGCCGCAAUGCGACUUUGAAAAGGUGUCCAGUUUUGUGGAUAACAUGGAGGAUGACUUCGUGGAGAUUAGUGCCUCGCAAACAGUCUUGGACCAGGAGGACGAUGAAGAUGAUGGAGACGAAGAACCCACCAUUGACGAUGAUGUUUGCUAA